GGAAGCAGGAAAAAGUGGUGCAGAGAGGCAGUGGGCAGGUCUGCCAGGCAGCGGUGGUCAGUGCCCGGCAAGAUGGGCUCUCUCUGGGACUUAGCUGUGCCUCUCCUUCUCCUCUGCUGGAAGGCUGGAGUCGCUGCCAGCUCUGCAGGCAUGAGCAUGGGCAGUUCUGCUCCUGUGGUGACAGUGAACAACACGGAAGUGCCUGCCUUCACUCAGAGGGACAGGCGCAGUUCAGCGGGGGCUUUCCAGACCACUGACCUUACUCAGUAUGUUCCUCUAGACGCUCAAACUCUGAGCGCUGAAACUGCUUCUAACACCUUAGCUGCAACCAGUACCUGUUCAGAGGUCAAUUCUGACACCCAGACCAUCUCUCCUGCAACAGAAACAGGGAAGACACAGACCACCUGUCCUGCAGCAUCAGCCCUGGAUAUUCAGAUCACCUCCACUACAGCGUCAGCUCUGGAGACCCAGACCUCUUCCCUUGCAGUGUUUAGCGUAGAUACUCAGGCCUCCUCUCCUGCAGCAUCAUCGCUGGACACCCAGACCACUUCUGCAGCAACCCUGGACACACAGACCACUUCCGCACCAUCAUCCCUGGACACUCAGACCACUUCUGCACUGUUAUCCCUGGACACUCAGACCAUUUCUACACCAUCAUCCCUGGAUACUCAGACCACUUCUGCACCGUCAUCCCUGGACACACAGACCACUUCUGCACAGUCAUCCCUGGACACUCAGACCAUUUCUGCACAGUCAUCCCUGGACACUCAGACCACUUCUGCAACAUCCCUGGACACACAGACCACUUCUGCAGCAACCCUGGACACACAGAUCACUUCUGCAGCAUCAUCCUUGGACACACAGACCACUUCUGCAGCAUCAACCCUGGACACCCAGAUCACUUCUGUAGCAUCAACCCUGGACACCCAGACCACUUUUUCAGCAUCAUCCCUGGACACCCAGACCACUUCUGCAGCAUCAUCCCUGGACAUCCAGACCACUUCUGCACCGUCAUCCCUGGACACACAGACCACUUCUGCACCGUCAUCCCUGGACACACAAAUCACUUCUGCAGCAUCAUCCCUGGACAUCCAGACCACUUCUGCACCGUCAUCCCUGGACACACAGACCACUUCUGCACCGUCAUCCCUGGACACACAAAUCACUUCUGCAGCAUCAUCCCUGGACACACAGACCACUUCUGUACCGUCAUCCCUGGACACACAAAUCACUUCUGCAGCAUCAUCCUUGGACACACAGACCACUUCUGCAGCAUCAACCAUGGGCACCCAGACCACUUUCCUUGAUGCAUUAUUCCUGGACACCCAGACCACUUCUGUAGCAUCAACCCUGGACACCCAGAUCACUUCUGCAGCAUCAACCCUGGACACCCAGACCACUUCUGUAGCAUCAACCCUGGACACCCAGACCACUUUUUCAGCAUCGUCCCUGGACACCCAGACCACUUCUGCACUUUCAUCCCUGGACACACAGAUCACUUCUGCAGCAUCAUCCUUGGACACACAGACCACUUCUGCAGCAUCAACCCUGGACACCCAGAUCACUUCUGUAGCAUCAACCCUGGACAAACAGACCACUUUCCUUGAUGCAUUAUCCCUGGACACACAGACCACUUUUUCAGCAUUGUCCCUGGACACCCAGAUCACUUCUGCACCGUCAUCCCUAGACACCCAGACCACUUUCCUUGGUGCAGCAUCCCUGAACACCCAGACCUCUUUCCCCACAACAGGCACCUUAGAGAACCAGACUAUUUCCCCCGUAACAGAGACCAGAACUCUUGCAAUAAAAAUGCCUUCCAAUUUCAUGGUUGUGCACCCCAACCCUACAGAUACUUCAGCUACAAGUGGCAGUCCCAAAGUAGAAAUGAGCACUGUCAAGACAGGCACAGUGAGUGACCCCGUAGACUCUAUCUUUGACACCUUUUAUACGGAUGACAGCUCUGAAGAAGCUAGGAAGACCACAGUUGACCUCUUGACCUUGGCUUACACGUCCACAGAAGCUGAACACCUGUCCUCAGAGAGCACCCCCACCUUGGACAACUCAGCUAGGGUCCUCACCAGCCCACAGGUCCUGGGACCCGACACUGCACCUCCAGCCAAGGACUUGGUUGCCGUCAGCAUCACAGAAACAGAAACACCUGCCAUCAUCCCUGGGACCUCUGACACAAACCACAGCCCUACAGGGGCCUUGUCCACUUCUGAGACGCUAACUUCGCCUCAAUCCCCUGGGGCAAAUCCACUUAGCCCCAAGACCACAAGCUCAUUUGGGACUCUGUUGACAACUGGUACCUCAGCUCUUGCCAUCACCCCGGAGGGCACACUUCCUACUAGUGACGUCACAGAGAGAGAAACAACAGCGGCUCAGACUCCUGCCUCUGGUGGGACUUUGGUGACCGUUAGUACAAGUCCACUGAAAGAAACCUCAGCACUCUCUCUUGAGACGCAAAGCCACACUGAGGUCUUGGGAGCAAUUACAGUUCCCAGGGCUGCUGGAACAACAAUGGCAGAAACAAUAUCCUUCUCUGGUUCAACUUCAGACAGCAGCCCCUCAGCAGGGGCCACCACAGAGACUUUAACCACAGAUGACAGAACCAGCAGCUCCUCCCUCGCAGGUAGUAGCCCUCUUCCUUCUGUCUAUUCAAGUACAGCCAGCGCCAGCAAAAACCCAAACAUCACCUUAGCCAAGACCACAGCCUCACCAGAGACCCCAGGGAUGCCCUUACCAUCUACACCCACUACUUCUUGGACAAGGACAAGAACCCCAAAACACGAUCCAGGUGAAGAUGGCGGCUUCCUCCUUGUACGGGUGAGUGUGGCCUCCCCUGAGGACCUCACUGAGCCCAAAGCCGCAGAGAAGCUGAUGCACCAGCUCAGCUGCGAACUGCACACCCACAUGCCACUCGUCCAAGUGUCCGUACUGAGCGUCAGAAGGGGCUGAAGGAUGUUAGCUGCAACCAGGCACGCCCUCCAUACUGGAAGAAAGAGUACUGCUACUUGUGGCCGGGGCCCAAACUGUCCAAAGCCAUGGUACUGUGCCAUGGACCCAGAUGGUACCCAUGAAGGUCAGUUGACUUGAGAACCCAUGAGGGUCAGCUGACUUGAGAACGCUACCCCUCACCUGACCACAAGACAUUUGUCCACUCUGCCUGAGGGUGUGUGCAAGGAGAGAGGGCUGGCCUGUUUCCAGCUGUGUCGUUCACCUUCUCUGACUAGUCGUUGUAUUUCAGUAAAGAGAGAACUGACCACUCUA
Messenger RNA from Alexandromys fortis (reed vole), 3270 nucleotides. It is a transcript of the gene Muc20, whose product is annotated as mucin 20, cell surface associated. The record is from RefSeq and is a predicted model, not a curated record. Lineage: Eukaryota; Metazoa; Chordata; Mammalia; Rodentia; Cricetidae. Gene Ontology annotation, biological process: hepatocyte growth factor receptor signaling pathway. Bases 73 to 2958 code for a protein of 961 amino acids. The transcript has 4 exons.